AUGUCCGCCUUCUGCUUGGCGGGGCCCCUUUCAGCACCUUCGGAGCUGGACAGCGCCUGCCGCAUGGAGCGCCCGGGAGCGGCCCAGGCGGCGGCGGCGGCGACCGCGGCGGCCAAGGAGACCCGCAGCCCGCCGCCAGGCCCCGCCGCGCCCGCGGCGGCCCCGUCCGCCUCGGCCGUGGGCGGCGAGCUGGAGCUGGCGCUCGAGGAGGAGCUGGCGAUGCUGGCCUCGGCCGGGGAAGCGCCCGGGGAGGCCGAGCCGCCAGGCCCGGCGGCGCCCCAAGCCGAGCCGGAGCUGCUGUCGCUGAUGAGGCAGAAGGAGAAGGACUUGGUGCUGGCCGCCCGGCUGGGCAAAGCCUUGCUGGAGCGCAACCAGGACAUGAGCCGCCAGUACGAGCGGAUGUACAAGGAGCUGACCGACAAGCUGGAGCACUUGGAGCAAGAGAAACACGAGCUCCGGAGGCGCUUUGAGAACAAGGAAGGCGAAUGGGAAGGCCGAGUCUCGGAGCUGGAGAGCGACGUCAAGCAGCUUCAGGAUGAGCUGGAGAAGCAGCAGGUUCAUCUCCGGGAGGCUGAUCGGGAGAAGACGCGGGCGGUCCAGGAACUAUCUGAACAGAACCAAAGACUCUUGGAUCAGCUCAGUAGGGCAUCAGAAGUGGAAAGGAAGCUUUCUACACAAGUUCAUGUCCUCCAAGAGGACUUCAGGGAGAAGAGGUCAUCGACCAACCAGCACAUAGUACGACUCGAGAGUCUUCAAGCAGAGAUUAAGAUGCUGAGGGAUCGGAAGCAGGAUCUGGAGCGCCGUCUCAGCGCCGUGAUGGAGGAGAACAGCCUGCUCCAGGGGGCGGUGGAGGAACUUCAAGACCGUGUCUUAAUUUUGGAACGGCAAAGCCAUGAAAAGGACAUGCAGUUGCACCAGAGCCAAGUGGAGCUUCAGGAGGUGAGGCUGUCUUAUCGGCAGCUGCAGGUCAAGAUGGAGGAGCUGCAUGAGGAGAGAAGCCUCCAAGACUUCAACUCCACCAGGAUGUCCUUGCUGUCAGAGAUCGAACAGAGCAUGGAAGCUGAGGAACUGGAGCAAGAGCGAGGACAGUUGAGGCUCCAGCUAUGGGAAGCCUAUUGUCAAGUUCGCUACUUGUGCACCCACCUCCGAGGGAACGACAGUGCGGAUUCUGCUGUCUCCACCGACUCUUCCAUGGACGAGUCUUCAGAAACCUCCUCAGCCAAAGACGUUCCGGCCGGCAGCUUGCGGGCUGCCCUCAGUGAACUGAAGAGGCUGAUCCAAAGCGUGAUUGAUGGCACGGAUUCCCCGGGCUCUCGAAGAAGUGAUGAUGAUGCUUUAGAAGAACAGAUCAAGCAGACGAGUGAAGAUUCAAGAGCCCUGAGGGAGUUAAUGGAAGGCGAACGGGGGAAACUGAGGCAGAGUCUGGAAGAGCUGCAGCAGCUUCACAGCCAGGUGACUCUGCUGAGUGUAGAGAUGACUUCUCUGAAGGAGGAAAGAGACCGACUCCGGGGAUCGGCGGAAGAUAAGGAGAUGAAUCAGCAGCUCUUGAAGGCUAUCAAAGACCGAGAUGAAGCAAUUUCCAAGAAGAAUGCUGUUGAAAUGGAACUGGCCAAAUGCAGAAUGGAUAUGAUGUCAUUGAACAGUCAGCUCCUGGAUGCCAUUCAACAGAAGCUUAAUCUUUCGCAGCAGCUGGAGGCGUGGCAGGAUGACAUGCAGAGGGUCAUCGACCAGCAGCUGAUGGACAGACAUCCUAAGGAAUGGAGCCAGCCAACGUACAACUUCAACACCAGCAGCCACGGAGCCAAGCGGCACACCAGACCCUCGCCCUUGCUGAGGCUCCAGCAGCAGGGCUCCGGGCCGGCCGGAGCAGAAGGGAACCGCCUGCUUUCCUUUUUCAAGAAAAAUUAAUUAGAAGGGAGUGAGAGCUUGGUGGUCAAUGUUUCCCUAUGUAGUCUUCUUGUUGAGUUGUUGAUUGGGAGUGAGGAAGGAAGCUGAGGAAAGCUGGUGGCAGAUGCUCCCCAGUCCUGAUCAUCAUGCAAGCUACUGCCAAAAGGGCAUUCAGCACUAUAUAUAUUACACACACACACACACACACACACACAUACACACACACAAGCUGUGAGAUUUGAACUCCAAGUUUACAGGCAUCCCUGCCCAUCUCUUUGCAUAACAGCACAGCAGGGAAGGACACUUCUUAACCCCUUAACCAACAACCAUCAGGAAACGCCAAGCCUUCAGGGGCUUUGGUUAGACACUGAUCCUGGCUUUUUCCUGCUGUGUACAGGAUUUCAAGGUCGUUGGCUUUUGGCAGAGAGCAAACUAAAAUUGAAAUUCAGGUGUAGAAAGACAAAGGGAAAAAAACAGACCCAUUGAUACACAGCAGGGUAAGACCUAAACUUGUUAUCAACCUGCUGCUGUUCUGGAGU
Candoia aspera is the source of this 2426-nucleotide messenger RNA. It is a transcript of the gene BICDL1, whose product is annotated as BICD family like cargo adaptor 1. Lineage: Eukaryota; Metazoa; Chordata; Lepidosauria; Squamata; Candoiidae. Gene Ontology annotation, biological process: Golgi to secretory granule transport; vesicle transport along microtubule. The record is from RefSeq and is a predicted model, not a curated record. Bases 1 to 1908 code for a protein of 635 amino acids. The transcript has 10 exons.